Messenger RNA from Caenorhabditis elegans, 414 nucleotides. It is a transcript of the gene F08G12.11, whose product is annotated as Laminin N-terminal domain-containing protein. The record is from RefSeq and is marked reviewed. The coding region runs from base 1 to 414 and encodes 137 amino acids. The transcript has 4 exons. Lineage: Eukaryota; Metazoa; Nematoda; Chromadorea; Rhabditida; Rhabditidae.
AUGAACAAAAAUAAAUGCUUCUUUUUGUUCCUUGUUUUAGGAGCUUCUCAAGCAGAAAAUCGUUGUGUUCAAGAGGAGAACUGCACUUUGACUGUUGACAAUCCUGGAAUCAACACAAAAAGCUGUGAAGGGUAUCUGAUGGAGGAAUGUGCGUGUGUUCAACGAAGAAGUGUCAAUUUUGAAUACGAUUGUCACUGCUGCAAAAAUCAAACAAGACCCAAACGUACUGUUCCUUUGGAAGCAAUGUUUGGGCUCAAAACAUACGUGGCACCCGAUGACACUCCUAUGUUAAUGGUUGAACCUCCGGCCAACACUCACGCACCUGUUAUUGUAACGACAACAAUGGAACCAGCAAUACAGUUCCAAACAUUGAGAAAACCAAAUGGACUUUGCGGAAAAUUAGAAUUUGGUUGA